AUGAGAUUUCUGUUAACAUUUCUUACAAUUUACGUGGUGUGGUUGCAACUGCCGCAAGCUGAAGCGAGGAAGAAAGGAUACUGCUGUCUGGCAACAAUGCUGUGUUAUAGCGUCAGAUACCCAACACGAUGCACUGAGUUUCCUAAUGGCAAACAAUUAUAUUACGGCGAUCCAACAUUGUGCUAUAGCGAACUCUGCGGCGACUUUAAAACUCCGACAAACGCUUGCUGCGGCACAAAGAAUUGCGACUUUUUCUGCUGCAAUUGUAAAAAGUGCAGGAAAAAUAUUAAAAAGGUAGCUGGCGACUUUCGGGAAAAGUAUUACGGCAGAGCUCUCAAUGUGUUUGAGCGGGCAACUCUCCCUAAGUUACCUAAUAAGCCGCCCAUUCCUUUUAAGUGUGAAGAUUUUCCACCACUACCCAAUAAUUAGCGAGUUUAAAAAGUUGUAAGAGUUAAAUGCAAUAAAUAUAAUUUCAAUCACUUUCUGAUAAGCCAAUAUUUAAAGCUUCUCUCCGAGAUGAAUACGCAAUACUUAUUGGCGAAACUAAUGCACCAAUUUGUUGCAGUUGCAGCUAGAACAUUGAAUUGGAGUUUGCUUCUUACCUCUAUCUAUAUCGUUCUACUGGCCACAUCCAUGACGAAUGCACAAAUUUGUUGCAGUUGAGUGACACGAUUUCGUUUGUGACUUUCAUUUGGUUUUCUAGUGUUUAGCUCUGUGGUCAACUGUUUAACAACAUGAGAUUUCUGUUAACAUUUCUUACAAUUUGCAUUCAACUCACUGUGAUGUGGUUGCAACUGCCGCAAGCUGAAGCGAAGAAGAGAGGAGUAUGCUGUCUGGCAACAAUGGUUUGUUACAGCAUCAGAACCGAUAGACAAUGCCAUUGGUUUCCCAAUGGCUAUCGUGUGCAUUACCAAGAUCCAACAUUCUGUUAUAGUGAGCUCUGUGGCAGCCUCAGACUUCCGACACCUUGCUGCGGC
Messenger RNA from Drosophila sulfurigaster albostrigata, 977 nucleotides. RefSeq lists its product as uncharacterized. The transcript is spliced from 2 exons. NCBI's taxonomy places the organism in Eukaryota, Metazoa, Arthropoda, Insecta, Diptera, Drosophilidae. Bases 1 to 429 code for a protein of 142 amino acids. The record is from RefSeq and is a predicted model, not a curated record.